Lottia gigantea (owl limpet) is the source of this 3081-nucleotide messenger RNA. RefSeq lists its product as hypothetical. Bases 1 to 3081 code for a protein of 1026 amino acids. Gene Ontology annotation, biological process: rRNA acetylation involved in maturation of SSU-rRNA. The transcript has 25 exons. Gene Ontology annotation, cellular component: 90S preribosome; nucleolus. Gene Ontology annotation, molecular function: tRNA binding; 18S rRNA cytidine N-acetyltransferase activity; ATP binding. The record is from RefSeq and is a predicted model, not a curated record. NCBI's taxonomy places the organism in Eukaryota, Metazoa, Mollusca, Gastropoda, Lottiidae.
AUGCCACGUAAAAAGAUAGAUAAUAGAAUCAGGGUAUUGAUAGAAAAUGGAAUGGUUAACAAACAUAGAAGUAUGAUAGUUGUUGUAGGUGAUCAUGGAAAAGAUCAGGUUGUCAUUUUACAUCAUAUGCUAUCUAAAGCAGCAGUCAAAGCCAGGCCCUCAGUUUUAUGGUGUUAUAAAAAAGAGUUGGGGUUUAGUAGUAAUAGAAAGAAAAGAAUGAAACAGCUUCAAAAGAAAAUAAAGAGUGGUAAAUUGGAUGUACAAGAAGAUGAUCCUUUUGAGCUAUUUGUAGCUGCUACACAGAUACGAUAUUGUUAUUAUACAGAAACACAUAAAAUAUUGGGUAAUACUUAUGGCAUGUGUGUUUUACAGGAUUUUGAAGCACUAACACCUAAUUUAUUAGCUAGAACUAUAGAGACAGUUGAAGGUGGUGGGUUAAUAGUUCUACUGUUACGUACAAUGACAUCAUUAAAACAACUCUAUACAAUGUCUAUGGAUGUACAUUCAAGAUACAGAACUGAAUCUCAUAGUGAUGUUGUUGGUAGAUUUAAUGAAAGAUUUUUGCUGUCAUUGGCAUCGUGUCAAUCUUGUAUGGUUAUGGAUGAUCAGUUUAAUAUAUUACCAUUAUCUACUUUAACAUUGAAUAUAGAGGCUAUUCCACCCAAAUCAGCUGUAAUUGCCCACGUUCAUGUUGAUAACAAUUCCACCUUGUAUUUACAGGAUGAUCCAUUAAGUCCUCAAGAAAUAGAACUAAAAGAAUUACAGGAAUCAUUACAAGAUACACAACCUGUCGGUGCUUUAGCUAAUUGUUGUAAAACAUUAGAUCAGGCUAAAGCGGUAUUAAAGUUUGUAGAAGCUAUAUCUGAGAAGACAUUGAGAUCAACUGUAGUUAUGACUGCUGCUAGAGGAAGAGGGAAAUCUGCUGCUUUAGGUAUAGCUAUAGCUACUGCUGUAGGAUUUGGGUAUUCCAAUAUAUUUGUAACGGCACCAAGUCCUGAGAAUUUAAAGACAUUAUUUGAGUUUAUAUUUAAAGGUUUUGAUGCUCUAGAAUAUCAGGAACAUAUGGACUAUGAAAUAGUACAAUCAACUAAUCCUGAUUAUAACCAAGCUGUAGUUAGAGUCAAUAUAUUUCGUGAACAUAGACAGACAAUACAGUAUAUUCAUCCAUCUGAUGCUCAUAAACUAGGUCAAGCUGAAUUAGUAUGUAUAGAUGAAGCAGCUGCUAUACCUUUACCAUUAGUGAAAAAUCUACUAGGACCUUACUUAGUUUUUAUGUCUUCUACUGUCAAUGGGUAUGAAGGUACUGGUAGAUCAUUAUCAUUAAAACUAGUACAACAAUUACGACAACAAUCAGCUACGUAUGGUGGUAGUAAUAAAGAAAUACAGAAAGCAGCCAAUAUGGCGAGUGGGCGUAUACUUCAUGAGAUAGUUCUCACAGAAUCUAUAAGAUAUGCUAAUAAUGAUCCUGUAGAAGACUGGUUAUAUAAAUUAUUAUGUUUAGAUGCUACAAGUGUACCUAGAAUUAUUACUGGCUGUCCAUUACCAGAACAAUGUGAUCUAUAUUAUGUUAACAGAGAUACAUUAUUUGCUUAUCACAAAGCUUCGGAAUCUUUCUUACAACGUUUAAUGUCAUUGUAUGUCUCCUCACAUUAUAAGAACACACCUAAUGAUCUACAGUUAUUAUCAGAUGCUCCAGCUCAUCAUAUAUUUGUAUUAUUAGGACCAGUUAGUCCUACACAGAAUUCAUUACCAGAUAUACUCUGUGUUUUACAGGUAUGUUUAGAAGGUAAUAUAUCUAAGAAAACAGUUAUAAAUAGUUUAUCUCGAGGUAGAUCAGCAUCUGGUGAUUUGAUACCCUGGACAGUUUCACAACAGUUCCAAGACCAUGAUUUUCCAUUGUUAUCUGGUGCCAGAAUUGUCAGAAUAGCUACACAUCCUGAUUAUCAAUCGUUUGGUUAUGGAAGUCGUGCUAUUAAAGUUCUUCAAGAAUAUUAUGAAGGUAAAAUACCCAGUUUAAAAGAGGAUAAUGAUGAUAAUGAAACACAGAAGUUACCUACUGUGGACAAUGAGGAAUUUGAUAUAUUACAAGAAAGUCUAGCACCAAGAAAAAAUUUACCACCAUUAUUAUUAAAGUUAAAUGAAAGACAAGCUGAGAAAUUAGAUUAUCUUGGUGUGUCUUAUGGUUUAACUUCCAAUUUACUCAAAUUUUGGAAGAAAUGUGGUUUUGCUCCUGUAUAUUUAAGACAAACACCAAAUGAACUAACUGGUGAACAUUCUUGUAUUAUGUUAAAAAACUUGUCAUCAGAUCUUACUUCUACUGAUAAUGAUUGGUUACAUGAUUAUUGGAAAGAUUUCAGAAAAAGAAUGGUAUCACUCCUGUCCUACCAGUUUCGAAAUUUUAAACCAGCAAUGGCAUUAAAUAUAUUAUCACAGAAACAGUACAAACAUAAAGAUCAAAUAAAUUUGACCAGAAAAGAAUUGGAAUCCAAUAUGACAAGUUAUGAUUUAAAACGUCUAGAACUAUACUCACAGAAUAUGGUAGAUUAUCAUUUAAUAAUAGAUUUAUUACCAUGUGUUAGUAGAUUAUAUUUCUUAGGAUUAAUACCAGUUUCAUUAUCAGCAGUACAACAGGCACUGUUAUUGGGAUUAGGUUUACAACAUAAAACAAUAGAAGAUUUAGAGAAGGAAAUAGAAUUACCAGUCAGUCAGCUAUUAGCAUUGUUUAUUAGAAUUAUGAAGAAAAUUGUUCAGUAUUUCAAUGAGAUAUUAGAACAAGAUAUUGCUAAAGACAUGAUAACAGAAUCAGAUGUUAAAAUGAAUCCAGUAAAACAAUCCUUAGCUGAAGAUUUGAAUGAAGGAGCUGAUAUUGUGAUGGAGAAAGAAAAACAGAAUAUUGAGUCAUUAAUUAAAAAUGGUCUGGAGGAUUAUGCUAUUAAAGGAUCAGAAAAGGAAUGGCAAGAAGCUUUAGAAGAUGGUGGUGAGAAAAGUAGAUUAAGUAUCAAAAGGUUAGCAUUAUCAUUUUUUGCUUAUUUUCUUAUAAAUGACUGCAAAGAAAAAAUUGAUUCUUUGACACCAUGCUGA